Mesitornis unicolor (brown roatelo) is the source of this 540-nucleotide messenger RNA. Its product is annotated as chromosome unknown open reading frame, human C12orf74. The transcript has a single exon. The record is from RefSeq and is a predicted model, not a curated record. NCBI's taxonomy places the organism in Eukaryota, Metazoa, Chordata, Aves, Mesitornithiformes, Mesitornithidae. The coding region runs from base 1 to 540 and encodes 179 amino acids.
AUGCCUCCAGGCGACUACAUUCGAAGACGAGGUUAUACAGAGUCUUCACUUCUGAAGCUUCCCACAGAGGAAUGCACUGGGAGCCAUCAUGCACCUUUCCAGUUUGAUCGGAAUGCUUUGGCCAGAAUUUCCACUUCUCCAACUUUAAGGCGUCUGAGGAUGUCCUCUGCCUCACAAACACUGUCAUUUCAGGACUGCUCUGACACAGAUUCCCUGGGACAUCAAAAGGAAUACACUGGCUCUCUCCAUCACAUUUGUAAGAGUCCACCUCGGUGCACUACAGCUUCCUCAUUGUCAUUGCCUUCUUGUGUCCAUGCAAAACUGCUGUCUUCCAAAGCAAAGUCUGACACAACUGUAGCAGAUCCAGAGUCUGCCAGCCCCAUAUCAAAGCUGCCAGGCCAAAAAAAUCCUCUCAGCAGUGGCAAUCCCAAUGAGACACUCCAAAACUCUCGGAGAGCCAACUCUGCAACUCUACCUAGGAGACUCCCCCGCCCCAGCCCUACACCACAGAAGGUUGUCCAGGUAAGAGGAAGAGGAUGA